Cornus florida is the source of this 1042-nucleotide messenger RNA. Its product is annotated as probable carboxylesterase 9. Gene Ontology annotation, molecular function: hydrolase activity. The transcript has a single exon. The coding region runs from base 1 to 957 and encodes 318 amino acids. NCBI's taxonomy places the organism in Eukaryota, Viridiplantae, Streptophyta, Magnoliopsida, Cornales, Cornaceae. The record is from RefSeq and is a predicted model, not a curated record.
AUGGCAAAAUUUGAUGCCUAUGAACACCUCCACGUCAUCCUCAACUCAGAUGGCUCGCUCACUCGCCUUCUUAACAUUCCGACGCUGCCAGCAACUAGUGAUGAGCAGGCUCCAGGCCAAGCUGUCGUUAGCAAGGACAUCGUUCUUGAUGCUAACAAGAAAACCUGGCUCAGAAUUUUUCGUCCAAACAAACUACCCUCGAAUGACAAAUCCGUGGUGAGGCUUCCUGUCGUAAUUUACUUCCACGGUGGCGGAUGGAUCGAUAUCAAGACUGACGCUGUCAUGGUCCAUGAAAAUUGCAACUUGUUCUCUAGUGAGAUCCCAGCUAUCGUCAUAUCUGUAUCGUAUCGUCUCGCUCCUGAAAGUCGGCUUCCGGCCCAGUAUGAUGACGCGGUUGACGCAAUUCAAUGGCUGAAGAAACAAGCUAUAGAUCAAAAGGGUGAGCAAUGGCUAAGGGACUAUGGAGACUUCUCAAGAUGCUACCUGUAUGGGACUAGCAAUGGUGCUAACAUUGCAUUCAAUGCUGCAUUACGAGCUCUUGAUCUCAAACUACAGCCUCUAAGGUUUGGAGGGCUUAUAAUGAACCAACCCAUGUUUAGUGGGAGAAAUAGAACGAAAUCUGAGCUGCAACAUGCAACGGACGAUAUUUUGCCUUUGCCAGCUCUAGAUCUCAUGUGGGAGCUAGCAUUGCCACCAGGGACGGACCGAGACCAUAGAUAUUCUAAUCCUAUGUUGGAUAAACCUUGUAGAGAGAAAAUUAAAUCUCUGGGAAGGUGUUUGGUGAUUGGUUAUGGCGAUGAUAUCAUGAUUGAUAGGCAACAAGAUUUCGUUCAAAUGUUGGUGUUACAAGGGGUGUCUGUGGAAGCUCAGUUCGAUAACAUUGGAUUUCAUGGAAUAGAUUUGGUAGACUCGAGACGAGCCUCUGCUCUUUUGAGCUUCGUUAAAGAAUUCAUUUGACGAUAUGUAAUAUCUUCCAUUAGUAUUAAUUAAUUGUUUAGCAAUGUAGAAAAUAUUAGUGGUUAUCAAGGAGCUUGAUCAUUUG